Molecule: messenger RNA, 606 nt
Organism: Owenia fusiformis
Lineage: Eukaryota; Metazoa; Annelida; Polychaeta; Sabellida; Oweniidae
Source: the annotation of a GenBank genome assembly
UAUGUUUCAUUUCAAUGGUCCACUCUGAGAAAAGGAUUUCAGCAUGGCAUUCGUUGUUUUUGGACUGCUUGCCGUUUUGAUUUUAAAAGAUAAUUUUCAAUUAUCACAGGGUAGUCCUGCGACGCCUUGUACAUUCAACGGGCAGUACCUCAGAGAUAACGUAGAUGAUUGCACGUUCCAUAGAUGCCUCUACAACGCCUAUUUACAACUGGUCACGACAGAGUUUCAGUGCGCGACGGGGACUGCAGUCCCAGAUACGUAUUCCGAUGGGAUUUCCAACCCAUGUUCCAAAGUGGUGACCCAAUGUAACAGCGAUGCUGUUCAGUCUUGUUGUGACUUUCACGGUCAAUUUAUUCGGGAUAAAUCUAACCGUUGUUACUACUGGUGGUGUCAGCAGCGAGCAGAUCUCAGCCUCUAUUCGAUUCUAUGGCCAUGUGCCGCUGGGGCUGGUUUACCACUAGACUACUCCGAUGGAAGAUCUAAUCCAUGUGUCGAGUUCGUAGUGCCGGCUAACUGUAAAUUAAAUGGAGGUAGCUUUGAACCAGAAUGCAACGCAGACACACCGACAACUACACCAAUUAAUGUACCAACCACCACCACAACUGU